Molecule: messenger RNA, 1826 nt
Organism: Betta splendens (Siamese fighting fish)
Lineage: Eukaryota; Metazoa; Chordata; Actinopteri; Anabantiformes; Osphronemidae
Gene: hoxa11b
Product: homeobox A11b
Exons: 2
Coding region: 778-1620 (280 amino acids)
Biological process (GO): anatomical structure development; regulation of transcription by RNA polymerase II
Cellular component (GO): nucleus
Molecular function (GO): DNA-binding transcription factor activity, RNA polymerase II-specific; RNA polymerase II cis-regulatory region sequence-specific DNA binding
Source: RefSeq, a predicted model, not a curated record
GGAUUAGUCUAUAAAUAGCCAGGGGAGCCGUAUUAAAUUCACAUAGAGCCACAUCUAAUUCUUACCUGCAUGAUAAUUACAGGAAAAUAAAUCAACAUUUCUAUCCCUUACCCCCGUGAGCACUUCAGGAGUUUACUAAAUACGGCCUUUCAUGUCAAACUUAAGUUCUUCAUUGUUGUCCAGAUCCUUGAUUGUGUACCACACACACAUAAUAGAGUGUGUUGUGUCACCUUCACGGUCGAAAAAGUGGUCUUCAUCCUCCUCUGCAGAGCUUAUGAGUUAGAGUUCAAGGGGAGUAGAAUGAACAAUUUAAGACAUACUUUAUAAUUAGGCAAGUAAAUGAGAUGAAGGAAAAUGUUAGAUUUUAGUGUCUACCUUCAAAUCCUGUCAUUUAUUAACAAACGUCCACAGAAAAGUGCUCACAACUAUCCCCAUCAACAGCAGAGGAAACCCCGUCUCUGAGAUACUUUGUUUCCACAAAACAGCCUAAAAUGGGUCGAUGCAAAGUUGCUGAGUGUUUUUCCUUCCCCGUGCAUCCAAAGGUCUCCUUUAUAAACCCAUUGACUCACAUAGCCUACACGCCGAGGCGUAGGCUAUCUGUCAUUUUGUGCCAGUGGUCACAUGGCUCUGGCCCUCAGGAAUGGAUAGAGAUGGAUCCCCACGUCAGCUUGUACGUCUAAGGAUUUCUGCUCCACUAGUCUGCCUCAAAGUGACUGGAGCGCAGCGCCGCGGAGGAACUAUGCGAGGAUUAUUAUAAGACGUUUGCAGCGGCAGAAUAUGGAUUUUGAUGAUCGGAUCCCUGGCUCUAAUAUGUAUUUACCGAGCUGCACUUACUAUGUGUCCGGAGCGGACUUCUCGGGUCUCCCUCAUUAUUUAACCCAAAGCCAGUCGUCUUGCCCCAUGUCCUACUCCUACCAGACCUCAGCUCUGCCGCAGGUCCCGUCCGUGAGAGAUGUGGCGUUCAGGGACUAUGGCAUUGAGACUUCCAAUAAAUGGCACCACGGCAGGGGGAGCCUGUCCCACUGCUACACUGAGGACAUCGUGCACAGGGACGGCUGGACAGGCUCGUCCUCGAGGGGGGGCGAGAUCCUGGCGAAAGGCGGCUCCGGCGCCGGCCACUCCGGCUCCUCCAACGCGGCGCCCGGCUUCUACGGCAGCAUCGGCCGGAACGGCGUCCUGCCGCAGGCGUUCGACCAGUUCUUCGACUCUGCCUACGGCGGCGCGGAGGGCGGCGCGGCGCCGACGCCGACGGCGCAGGCGGCGGACGCGGACAGGCGCGCCGUCAAAACGAGCCCCGCUCCGGCUCACGCGGGCUCGGACUCGGCGGAGAGCUGCAGCCCCAAGUCGUCCCCCGGCCACAGCGAGGAGAAGCCGAGCAAAGGCGGCGGUGGCCAGAGGACGCGUAAAAAGAGAUGCCCGUAUUCAAAGUAUCAGAUCAGGGAACUAGAGAGGGAGUUCUUCUUCAGCGUUUACAUAAACAAAGAGAAGCGCCUGCAGCUCUCACGGAUGCUCAAUCUGACAGAUCGCCAGGUCAAAAUCUGGUUUCAGAACAGGAGGAUGAAGGAGAAGAAACUGAACAGAGACCGUUUACAGUACUACACCACAAACCCCUUGCUAUAAAAACUGAACAAAGACUGCCGUGCGCUCUGUCACACAGCACAUCAGUACCAGCACAGGACGAUGCUUUCUGUUCUUCUUUUCUUGUGCCAAAGUAUCCUAUUAUUUAUAUGCCAUAUGUCCUUAAAACUACGAUUUAUUAUUAUUAUUAUUAUUAUUAUUAUUAUUAUUAUUAUUAUUAUUAUUAUUAUUAUUAUUAUUAUUAUUAU